Messenger RNA from Corapipo altera (White-ruffed manakin), 1608 nucleotides. Its product is annotated as acidic mammalian chitinase-like. Lineage: Eukaryota; Metazoa; Chordata; Aves; Passeriformes; Pipridae. Gene Ontology annotation, cellular component: extracellular region. The coding region runs from base 116 to 1531 and encodes 471 amino acids. Gene Ontology annotation, biological process: chitin catabolic process; carbohydrate metabolic process. The transcript has 11 exons. Gene Ontology annotation, molecular function: chitin binding; chitinase activity. The record is from RefSeq and is a predicted model, not a curated record.
CUGAUCUUUGCCAAGUCUCGCAAUGUUUGCCCAUCUGUGUUGAUCCAAGAUUGGCAGCAGAGGGGAGAAGGGUAUAAAAGCAGAGACUUUGUGAGCACAUCAGUUCUGGUCCAAGAUGGCCAAGCUCACUCUGCUCACCGGUCUGGCCCUGCUGCUCAACGCCCACCUCGGCACUGCCUACGUGCUGACAUGUUACUUCACCAACUGGGCCCAGUACAGGCCUGGCCUGGGCAAAUACACACCCGAAAAUGUCGACCCCUGCCUGUGCAACCACCUGAUCUACGCCUUCGCCGGGAUGAACAACAACGAGAUCACCACUUAUGAAUGGAACGAUGAGACCCUCUACAAAUCCUUCAAUGGCCUGAAGAACCAGAACAAAGAUCUGAAGACACUCCUGGCCAUUGGAGGAUGGAAUUUUGGCACAGCCAAGUUCACUACAAUGGUUUCCUCUGCUGAGAACCGCCAGACCUUCAUCAAGUCUGUCAUCAAAUUCCUGCGCCAGUACCAGUUUGAUGGGCUGGACCUGGACUGGGAAUACCCCGGCUCCAGGGGCAGCCCAGCCCAGGACAAGGGGCUCUUCACCGUCCUGGUUAAGGAAUUGCUGGCAGCCUUUGAGCAGGAAGCCAAACAGACCAACCAGCCCCGUCUCCUGGUCACCGCGGCUGUGGCUGGAGGACUUUCCACCAUCCAGGCCGGCUACGAGAUUGCUGAGCUGGGCAAGUACCUGGACUACAUCCACGUGAUGACCUAUGACUUCCAUGGCUCCUGGGAGAGAAACACUGGCGAGAACAGCCCCCUGUUCACAGGCCCAGCUGACACUGGGGACUACAAGUACUUCAACAUCGAAUAUGCUAUGAAUUACUGGAAGGACAAUGGUGCCCCAGCUGAGAAGCUCCUUGUUGGCUUCCCAACCUACGGAAAAAGCUUCACCCUGCAAAACCCAUCUGACACCUCUGUUGGGGCUCCAGCAUCAGGCCCUGGGCCAGCUGGACCUUACACCAGGGAGGCUGGGACACUGGCUUACUAUGAGAUCUGCUCCCUCCUGAGCUCUGGAGCCACCCAGGCUUGGGAUGAACCCCAGGACGUGCCCUAUGCCUACAAGGAGAGCGAAUGGGUUGGCUACGACAACACGAAGAGCUUCAGCAUCAAGGUUGACUGGCUGAAGAAGAACAACUUUGGAGGGGCCAUGGUUUGGGCCCUCGACAUGGAUGAUUUCACUGGCACUUUCUGCAAUGAGGGCAAAUACCCCCUGAUCUCCACCCUGAAGAAGGGCCUCGGUCUGCAGAACGGCGACUGUGUGCCUCCUGCUGAGCCCCUGCCUCCAGUCACUGAGGCUCCCACUACCACCAGUGGAAGCGGGAGCGGCGGCUCUGGUGGGAGCGGCUUCUGCGCCGGCAAAGCCAACGGCAUCUACGCAGACCCAGAGAACAACAGGAACUUCUACAACUGCUUGAACGGCCAAACCUUCGUCCAGAGCUGCCAACAGGGUCUCGUCUUCGACCCCGUCUGCUCCUGCUGCAACUGGCCAUGAAGCUCCAGCCAGCAGGCCCCUCUGAUCCAACUGUACACAAUAAUGAUUCAAUAAAGCUUUCUGCAAAAGCGACAAUC